This is a messenger RNA of Hypoxylon fragiforme, 1834 nucleotides long. RefSeq lists its product as uncharacterized. The record is from RefSeq and is a predicted model, not a curated record. NCBI's taxonomy places the organism in Eukaryota, Fungi, Ascomycota, Sordariomycetes, Xylariales, Hypoxylaceae. Gene Ontology annotation, biological process: snoRNA localization; box C/D snoRNP assembly; maturation of LSU-rRNA from tricistronic rRNA transcript (SSU-rRNA, 5.8S rRNA, LSU-rRNA). The transcript has 2 exons. Gene Ontology annotation, cellular component: nucleus; pre-snoRNP complex. Bases 153 to 1325 code for a protein of 390 amino acids.
UACAAGAUUCAGUAGUGUCGCCUCUCGCUUCACAUUAAAUAAUCACAAUCGCCGUACUUCUAUUACAGAGUAAACAACACUCCAGGCCCUUUAUUUGUUAUUUGUUACAAUACCCUCUAAUAUCAAUUCUCAAUACAUCCAGACAGCCUACUAUGGCCGAUCCCCUCUUAACUUCUUUAUGCACCAUCUGCCAUAUCCAAUCCCCCAAAUACAAAUGUCCUCGAUGCAAAGCGCGAACCUGCUCUCUCAGUUGCGUUAAAAAGCACAAGAAUUGGUCGUCAUGCAAUGGUGAACGAGACCCGACAGUAUACAUACCACGAGAAAAACUCAAGACAGAUGCCGGUAUCGACCAUGACUACAACUUCUUAACCAAGAUCGAGAGAACCGUAGAGCGAACCGAGAAGUUGCUGAGAGAAGAGAAGGAAAUACUGCCACAAGAGGCUGCCUCUUCACGGCAGCCACCUAAUAAAAAGGCACGCCUUCAUAAGGGAAAAAGUAGGGGAAGGGUCACUUUCGAGGAAAGUUCACGAAAAUGGGAUAGGAACUCGAUACAACGAAUGCGGCAACUUGGCAUCAACGUCGCCUCUCUUCCCUACGGAAUGACUCGGUCAAAGGAGAACAAGACGAGUUGGAACAAGCGCACCAGAACCAUUAACUGGCAGGUGGAAUGGUUAGAGUGGAAAGUCACUACUCCUACCAAGGGAAAUGACAGCCCGAAGCCCUCAAGAAUCCUACACAAGAUCCUAGACGAAGUACCACUAUACCUUGGCUUCGUGGAGAGUCAAGAGUACCACCGCCAACAUCAAUUAAGUGACCAAGAACGCGCCAAAGAGAAGAAACAGAAGACGAUGGAAGACAAGAAAAUAUUUGCUGGAGGUUGCCAAGACGUGGCCAGAACAGCUUGGUCUAGUCAGGAAUACUCUAUGCAGGACCACGGCACCACGGCAUGGAGCAACCUGGUUUCGGAGUCUCGCGCGGUUGGGGGAUCACCAGAUCAAUAUUGCUUCUUCUUUCUCAAGCCAAGAACUCCUUCGAGAGAAGCGCACAAGCUCAUACCCUUACAACCGACCGACAACCUGGCUACCAUGUUACCCGAACUCGAUGUUGUGGAAUUCCCAACGAUCUGUGUACUACCGGCAAACUAUACGACGCUUCCUGAUGGAUAUGUGGUGGAGAGUAGACCUGGGAAGUCCAAGAAGAGACUGGGAUCUGAACUCAUGGAAUAUGCAAGCGAGGAGGAGGACGGUACAGGUGAUGAAUCAGGGGAGCAUAAUGAUGAUGAUACCACAAGUAGUUCAGGGUCAGAUUCGUCGGAUAUGGAUUGAUAUCUGAGUCGGUUACCUCGGGCACCUACCUACAUAGCAAUUAACGAAGAAUUUGCUCGGUUGUAAUUCUUUGAACGUUGCAACGUGUGGUUUCAGUCUUCUUUGUAAGUAUAUUACCUAUGCAUGUACUGUGUUUGCGUGAAUGAGGGUAAUUUGAUGUUGCUGAAUACCUAGUACCUACAUAUGUACCUAGUAGUACCUACCUAGGUACUUUACCUUCAUACUCUGCAGCUCUGGAUGUGACUGCCUUGCCUACCAGAUAUCAAGGAGAAAACACUGUGUAGCAAACAACGGCUGUCCUGUUAGAGAGUGAAUAUACAGUGAUUGAUACCUACAUGUAGUACUGUUGCGCAGGUUACCUGGGUACAUACAUGAUAAAAAACCGUUGAUUGGUUUCGAAUUGUGGCUUAGCGUCCGGUCAAAUGGGAAAGUGCUCUAUAAGUACGGCCUACAUAGGGUACAUAGGUGCCUUGUAAGGCAUGAAAACGUUGAAAACGUUAGUAUCGAGG